AUGGAAAUAAAUCAGUCUAAUUCUAAAUUGUUGGCUGCUAUCAUGAAGCAACUUCGUGAGUUACAAGGAGACUUGUGGAAACAUGAAGCUAGGAUGGAUGCCUUUGCGAAACUAUCCUUAAAGAUGGGAGAACGUGUUGGAGACUUGGAGAACACAGCAAGCUCCGGUGGGAAUCCUACCUAUCGAAAUUUUCAAGAAGAAGAUAGGAGUUUCAAAUUGGAACUUCCUGAAUUUGAUGGCUCAAGUGAUCCGGAAAACUUCUUAGAUUGGGUUCGAAGAAUGGAAAGUGUCUUUGAUUAUAAAGACUUUGAUGAUAGGAGGAGGUGUAAGAUGGUUGUCCUUAGAUUAACAAAGCUUGCUGGGCUUUGGUAUGACAAUCUAAAAGCCAAGAGACGAAGAGAAGAGAAAGAAAAGAUCGAGUCAUGGGAGAAACUCAAGAAGAAAAUGGAGAGGCAUUGGGUACCACGUGAGUAUGAGCAAGAUCAAUAUGUCAAGCUAACUCGACUAACUCAAGGCGAUCUCAGUGUUGAUGAGUAUGUUCGUGAAUUUGAGAGGCUAGGCUUGAUGUGUGACUUGCAAGAGAAGGAGCCCCUCAAGAUUGCUCGUUUCACUAAAGGGCUGUCCAAACCCAUCUCUCACAAGGUAGAUCUUAUGAGCUUUUCUACUUUUGAUGAAGUUGUGAUAGUAGCUAGGAAGGUGGAAGCACAAGUGAAACAGGAGAAGCCUAAGGCGAACACAAGUGGCGUCAAGACUCCAUAUAAACCAUACAUACCUUUUAGGAAGAGUGAGUCUUCUUCUAGCUCUUCUAAACAACUUUCUUCUACUAAUCGUGUUAGCUACAAUCUAAGGAAGAGUGAGUCUUCUUCUAGCUCUUCUAAACAACUUUCUUCUACUAAUCCUUCAAAGUUUCAAAGUGGAAAAUCUAGUUUUAAGCAAGAAGGAUUCAAGAGGACUUGUUACAAGUGCCAAGAACGUGGGCAUAUUGCUAGUGAAUGCCCAAAAAGGAAUAUUCUCACAAUUCACCCGAGUGAGGAGGAUUCUUACAGCUAUGGAUCUGAAAGUAACAAUGAAGAUGUUGAGGAGUAUGAUACGGAGGAGAAUGACAACCCUCUUUGUGGAGUUGUUAGGAGAGUCUUACAUUCUGAACCUCUCAAAGACAUGCAGCAACGAGAGAACCUUUUCCAUACAAGGUGCAAGGUUCUUUAUAAGACAUGUGAUGUGAUUGUUGAUGGAGGAUCAUGCACGGAUGUGGCAUCCACAGAACUUGUCAGUAGGCUUAAGCUUCCUCUUCGAAAUCAUGCUAAGCCUUACAAAUUGAAUUGGUUGAGUAAUGAAACUAGUUUGAAGGUCAAGAAACAAGCUUUAGUUUCAUUUACAAUUGGCAAUUAUCAUGAUGAACGUUGGUGUGAUGUAUUGCCUAUGAGUGCAUGUCAUAUUUUGCUUGGUAGACCAUGGCAAUUUGAUAGAAAUGUUGUACAUGAUGGUGUUUCUAAUAUAUAUCUGAAUUUUCCGAUGUAUUUCCUAGUGAUUUCUGAAAGGAUCGCCACCUUUCGUGGGAUUGAGCAUGCAAUUGACUUAAUCCCGGGAGCCCCAUUGCCUAACAAAGUAGCCUAUCGGUGUAAUCCCGAGCAAGCUAAAGAGUUGCAAAGGCAAGUGGAAGAACUAAUGGAGAAAGGUUAUGUGCGUGAGAGCCUUAGUCCAUGUCUUGUUAGAGCUCUUUUAGUGCCUAAGAAAGAAGGAACAUGGAGAAUGUGUAUUGAUAGUCGUGCAAUCAAUAACAUAACUAUCAAAUAUAGAUUUCCUAUGCCUAGGCUCCAAGAUAUGUUUGAUGAAUUGAGUGGUGCCAAAAUUUUUAGCAAGAUUGAUUUGAGGAGUGGCUACCAUCAAAUGAGAAUUCGAGAAGGUGAUGAAUGGAAGAGCCUUUCAAAACGAAACAAGGGUUGUAUGAGUGGCUUGUCAUGCCAUUUGGACUUUGCAAUGCCCCUAGUUCGUUCAUGA
This is a messenger RNA of Ricinus communis (castor bean), 1998 nucleotides long. RefSeq lists its product as uncharacterized. The record is from RefSeq and is a predicted model, not a curated record. NCBI's taxonomy places the organism in Eukaryota, Viridiplantae, Streptophyta, Magnoliopsida, Malpighiales, Euphorbiaceae. Gene Ontology annotation, molecular function: nucleic acid binding; zinc ion binding. The transcript is spliced from 3 exons. Bases 1 to 1998 code for a protein of 665 amino acids.